Phytophthora sojae is the source of this 2622-nucleotide messenger RNA. RefSeq lists its product as hypothetical. The record is from RefSeq and is a predicted model, not a curated record. NCBI's taxonomy places the organism in Eukaryota, Oomycota, Peronosporomycetes, Peronosporales, Peronosporaceae. Gene Ontology annotation, biological process: protein deubiquitination. Gene Ontology annotation, molecular function: cysteine-type deubiquitinase activity; protein binding; zinc ion binding. The coding region runs from base 1 to 2622 and encodes 873 amino acids. The transcript has a single exon.
AUGACCGAUGUUUCUCUCCUUCUGCAGUCCGCGACGGAGCACGCGCGCGUGGCGCGCGCCUCGGACCGCGUGUACCGCGACGAGUGCGUGCUGAGCUUCGACUCGGCGCUGAGCGCGUCGGGGCUGUACACGAACCUGCGCUCGUUCCUGUCGUACGGCGCCUCGAGUCUCCGCUUCGACCGCGCCGGACUCGCCGACGCGCAGGCGAACGGCGCCGUGUACCUGCACCAGCAGCACGCGCGCAAGCCCAAGGCGUCCAUCGGCUCAAACCCAAGCGAAGCGCCCACGAAGCUCGCGAUUGGCGGCGCAGGCGGCUUCGCAGCCAACGCGGAGGACAAGUUCGAGCUGGAGAAGACGCUGAGCAUCGUUCUGCUGGGCCCCGAGCAGCGCGAGCUCGCGCGCGUGCCUCUGGACGACGCGGCACUCCCCUCUAAGCUCAAGGAGGCGGCGGACGCUGUGCUCAACCACGCGGGCAACGCUGUGACCGAGGAGGUGGCCUCCUGGCAGGAGGAGCUCAAGCCCACCAAGUACGCGGAGCACCUGGAACAGGUGCCGAACCCGCCGCACAUCGCGUCCAACCCGGCGGCGUGGAAGUGUCAGGCCCCGGACUGUGACAAGCAGGAGAACCUGUGGCUGAACCUCUCGGAUGGCUACAUUGGUUGUGGUCGCAAGAACUGGGACGGCUCCGGAGGGUGUGGAGCGGCGCUCACCCAUUUCACUGAGACGGGCGGCAUUUACCCCUUGUCGGUGAAGCUGGGCACGAUCACGGCUGAAGGGGGAGACGUGUACAGCUACGCGCCUGAUGAGGACGAUAUGGUGAAGAACCCGCUGCUGAAGAAACACUUGGAGCACUUUGGCAUCAACAUCGACAACCUGCGCAAGACGGAUAAGUCGAUGAACGAACUGCAGGUGGGACUCAACUUGUCGUACGAGUUUGACGCGGUGACGGAGGCUGGCAAGAAGCUGGUGCCGGUUUCUGGAGCGGGAUACAUGGGCUUCAAGAACUUGGGCAACAGUUGCUACAUGAACUCGGUGCUGCAGUUGCUGCUGGCGCUGCCGGAGGUCCAGGAGCGCUACUUCAAGGCCUCAGAGAAGAUUUUCGCGACGGCGGACACCCCGUCCACCCUCCCGGUGGAUGAUUUUGCCGCGCAGUUCGCGAAACUCGCGUGUGCGACGCUGACGGAUCGCUACAAGAAGCAGUUCCUGGCACCGAAGGAUAGCAGCAAGGAGGUGGAAGAAGAUGACAUUCACAAUGUCGAGCUGCGUCCCAUUACGUUCCGUGGUCUGGUGGGCAAGGGCCACCCGGAUUUCUCGACGGGCCAGCAACAGGACGCUGUGGAAUACCUUCAGUAUUUGCUCAACUUCAUGACGCGUGCUGAGCGCGUUGGCACCGACCGCUUGGGACCGCUUCUAGCUGGGGAUGGCGCUACCAGUGCGGAGUUGCCGACGGCUGGCUUGUUUAAGUUCAAGCUGGAGGACCGUGUACAGUGUAUGGCGUCCAACAAGGUCAAGUAUGUGCCGCGCGAUGACAUGCUGCUUCAGCUGCAGAUUCCUCUGGAGGCGGCCACCAACGCUACGCAGGUUAGCGCGUACCAGGUGCUGGAGCAAAAGCGUCAGCGUCUUGGAGACAACGAGAAGGCUGACAAGAGUGAGAGCAAGGACGGAGAAGUGCGUGUGGUGCCGAACAUCCCGUUCGAAGCGUGCGUUGAGAAAACGUUGGGGCCUGAAGUUAUUGAAGACUUCUUGUCUCCAGCUACUGGCAAGAAGGGUCAGGCUCAAAAGACGGUUCGUUUCCGCUCGUUCCCGCGCUACCUGAUUGUUCAAAUGAGACGCUUCUACGUGGCCGAGGACUGGACGCCGAAGAAGCUCGAAGUCGAGGUGAAGGUUCCCGAGAAGAUUUCACUCGGCAGGUUCGUAUCCAAGGGUCUGGUCGAUGGUGAAGAGGAACUGCCUGAGGCACCUGCUGCGAGCUCGGUGGGUGAAAGUGCUGCUACCGCUGCGUCUGAUACUGCGGACGAAGUGCUCGUGGCUCAGCUAGUGUCUAUGGGUUUCUCUGAAAACGGUUGCAAGCGCGCAGCCAUCGCGACUGGCAAUUCCAAUGCUGAGGCUGCUAUGGAGUGGAUCUUCAGCCACAUGGAAGACCCGGACUUUAACGAUCCGCCUGCUCCGGCAGGUUCUGCAGCUAAGCCUGACGGUGAAUCUGUCAACAUGGAGCAUUUGUCGAACCUAAUGGCGAUGGGCUUUGCGGAGGCUCACGCGAAGUGUGCGCUCAAGCAAACGGACAACAACCCCGACCGCGCUGCUGAGUGGUUGUUCGGUCACAUGGACGACCUUGACGGCGCUGUUGCUCAGUGUGAAAGCGAGUCUGCGGCCUCAGCAGCAGCCUCCGGGGACUCUGGAUCGUCUUCCAAGCGCCUUGACAGCGAUGCCGUCGGCGACUAUUCUCUUGUGGGCUUCGUCAGCCACGUCGGCAAGAACACCAACUCGGGGCACUACGUCUGCCACAUGAAGAAGGAGGGCCGCUGGAUCAUCUUCAACGAUGACAAGGUGGCCGUGUCGGAGGAGCCCCCACUUGGUGCUGGCUACCUUUACCUGUUCCGUCGCACAGACUCCGAAGCGUAG